Molecule: messenger RNA, 267 nt
Organism: Trichoplax adhaerens
Lineage: Eukaryota; Metazoa; Placozoa; Uniplacotomia; Trichoplacea; Trichoplacidae
Exons: 1
Molecular function (GO): RNA binding
Source: RefSeq, a predicted model, not a curated record
CCUGAAAUCUCCAGCAUGACCAGCCUCAAAGUAGACAAUAUUACUUAUAGGACUACGGUGGAUGAUCUAAAACGUAUCUUUGAUAAAUAUGGCGAAAUUGGUGAUGUCUACAUUCCUCGAGAUCGUCGUGGAGAAUCACGCGGUUACGCUUUUGUAAGGUAUCAUGAUAGGCGCGAUGCUGAAGACGCCAUGGAUUGUGUCCAUGGCAAGAACUUUGAUGGCCGAGAAUUGCGAGUAGUGAUGGCGCGUUAUGGCCGCCCAGCAGAU